This is a messenger RNA of Plectropomus leopardus (leopard coralgrouper), 1669 nucleotides long. It is a transcript of the gene p2ry8, whose product is annotated as P2Y receptor family member 8. Gene Ontology annotation, biological process: positive regulation of Rho protein signal transduction; phospholipase C-activating G protein-coupled receptor signaling pathway. Gene Ontology annotation, cellular component: plasma membrane. Gene Ontology annotation, molecular function: G protein-coupled receptor activity. NCBI's taxonomy places the organism in Eukaryota, Metazoa, Chordata, Actinopteri, Perciformes, Serranidae. The record is from RefSeq and is a predicted model, not a curated record.
ACUGUAAAACAUUCAAUCUCAUUUCCUCUGCAUUGCCACCAUCUGUAUCUCCAUCUGCAACCGUUGCGCACGUUGUGACUACCUGCCCCUUUGUCUUAUCUGCCUCUGUGUUCAUAGGUGAUUCCCAUCCAGUUCAGUCAUGACGGGGAAUUCCAGCACCUUCAGAUUGGACAACACCACCCGGGCCAUUUUUCUGAAUGGAACCACCAGCAUCGUCAUCUCUGUCAUCUAUAUGAUCGUCUUCCUCAUUAACCUGGUUGGAAACGGCCUUUCCAUGUGGCUCCUCGUCUUCCGUACCUCCCCAAAGAGCCCUUCCAUCAUCUUCAUGAUCAAUCUCACCUUCACCGACCUGGCACUUGGCGUUGGGCUACCCUUUCAGAUCGCCUACCAGCUCCAACAUUAUAACUGGACUCUGGGACCCAAAAUGUGCAGUUUCCUGACCCUCGUCUUCUACACCAAUAUGUACUGCUCCAUUCUGACCGUGAUGGCCAUCAGCAUUGACCGCUACCUGGGCAUCGUCAGGCCCAUGUUCUUCAGGAAUAACAGAGGGAGGAAGUCCAUUGCUGUCAUCAGCUGCCUCCUCAUGUGGGGUUUAGUCCUGUGUGUGCUGCACCCACUGAUGACAGACCUGACCUUUGACGUUCCUGAACUCGGGAUUACCACAUGCUUCGACAUGCUGAAGUCAAAUAUGCUCCCCAGUAAACUUGCCUGGGCGGGUUUUGCUGGUGGCAUGGUGAUUGUCCUCUUCCUCUUCCCUUUCUGUGUCACGACAUUCUGCUACGUCAGGGUCAUCCAAAAACUGACCAGAGACUCUAAGACAGCCCAGAAAAACAGGGCGGUGCGUCUGGCUGUCAUUGUUCUCCUGGUGUUCACCUUGUUCUUCGCUCCUAACAACAUCCUCCUGUUAACUCACGCUGUGCUGAAACUCUUCUAUGGGAAGUCUCUCUACAUGGCCUACAAGCUGUCUCUCUGUUUCAGCUGUGUGAACAGCUGCCUCGAUCCUUUUAUUUACUAUUUUGCUUCCAAGGAUUUUAGACAAAAGGUGAGACAGAUAAUGAAUCUGCAGAGCCAUAGCAGUGCAGACUCAAUGAAGCUGGAGCAUAAAGAAAGUUUGUACUCGGCACAUUGCACCUUUGAAGGACCGGAGAGAGAAAACAGCAAAGUGUCUUUGAUGCCAAAUCACACCAGAGCAUAGAAAGACAGAAUGAGAAAGAAAAAAAAAACAAUACAAAAGACCGUGACAAAGGAAGUGAGAGAAAGAGAAAAAGUGUGUUAAGGGUUGCCUUGAGUGUGUCAAGCGCUUGUACAACAUCUAACCAUUUCAAAAUCUUUUCACUUCAGUUUUUGUUAAUGUGAAGUUCAGAACAAAUGAACAUGAACAACAGCUGAGCCGUUUUGCUAAUUUAAUUGUUGUUAUUCUCGCAUUAUUCUACACUGUAUGGUAUUUCAGAGUAUGAAAAAACAUUUGUUGUAAAUAUAUUUUAAUAUCUGCCACAAGUUUCAUAAUAGUUAUUUAGAUAAAAGAUGUAGCAUGCACAAGUGCAAAUGAAAUGUGAAUAAAACAUUUAUAUUAUAUAAGUCUUCAUAGACCAGACAUAGAAAAGUUUUUUUUAACUAUGAACUGAAACAGUUGACUUUUCACCUUUAUCUUGCUUUAAAUUUCUGUUCU